Messenger RNA from Arachis stenosperma, 1407 nucleotides. RefSeq names its product ankyrin repeat-containing protein P16F5.05c. The transcript has 8 exons. NCBI's taxonomy places the organism in Eukaryota, Viridiplantae, Streptophyta, Magnoliopsida, Fabales, Fabaceae. Gene Ontology annotation, molecular function: protein binding. The record is from RefSeq and is a predicted model, not a curated record. The coding region runs from base 795 to 1274 and encodes 159 amino acids.
AAAUUUUAUGUUGGAGAAUAAAAUUCUGGUGAAGAAACCUAGAUCUAGUAUCAGUCCGUUCCCUCUGUCUGCAGCUACCCGCUCCACUCUUCUUGCUCACCCGCCUCACCGCCGCGUCCAUUCUCCUCUGCCGCUGCUCCGUGCUCUCCUCUUUGCCAUUGCUCCGUUCUCGCGUCCGCUCGAAAGAAGCCGCCGGUCGUACCUCCUCCUCCUCUUCCACUUCAGAAAUGAUCCAUUAUAGAGAUGGGGAAUGGGGAGUGCUGGGAUUGCGGGGAAGCAGGGAAUGGGGAUGGGGGUAAAUAUUCCCCCACAAUGGGGAUUGGGAACGGGGACAGGGACGGGGAGCAGAUCAGGGUUUGGGGACAGGUUGCAGGGAGGCAUCCCCGGCUCCGCCCCGCCCUGUUGACAUCCCUACUCUAAGAUGAACCGAGGCACGAGUCUCCAAGAGUAGCUGGACCCACUUCAAACUGUAAUCACAUUAAAUCACAGACACCCUAAGAGAGUAGAGGGAGAAAGAAAGAACUAAAAUAAAAGAAUGGAAAGGGAGGGAAACAGAGGAAGAAGGUGAGGAUGACGGCUGUGAGAGAGCUGCUGCACCACUGCGGCCACACUGUUUGGUCUUUGCCACUGUGGUUUGCCCUCUCUGUUCUGCUUCUGCCUUGUUGCUGCAGAGCCGGAUUCCACACCUCUACAGCUGUCCCUACAGCUGCACUGCUGGUCAACACCACUGCAGCCACCUUCAUUUUCUGCACCACACACAAAAAAUUAGUCAAAUUGAGUGAAGUGGACUGAAAAUGGAUGAGGCAGAGGCAAAUACAGCAGUGCAAGCACUGCCUGAAAUGAUGUCAGCGAAUGUGGAAGCCUUGCUUGAGGCCGCGAGGUAUGAUGACAUGGAUGAUGUUGUGAUCUUAGCAUCUAAUGGUGUUCCUCUUGAUUCCAAGGAUGAACAGGGUAGGACAGCUCUUCAUAUGGCUGCUGCUAAUGGGCAUAUUGAAAUUGUGGAGUACUUAAUUGGUCAAGGUGUGGAUCUUAAUGUUGCAAACGAGGAAAAGAAUACACCUCUUCACUGGGCUUGUCUCAAUGGACAUGUUGAGGUUGUGAAAAAGUUAAUCAUGGCUGGAGCUAAUGUUGGUGUUUUGAACAGUCAUGAGAGGACUCCAAUGGAUGAAGCUGUUACUAGAGGCAAACUAGAAGUGAUGGAUGCAAUUAAUGAAGCAGUCGCACUAGUUGAACUUCGUUGCGCAAUGGUUUCUACACAAGAACCUUCAAGUUAAUGUAAUGCAAAGCUUUUUGUAAAGGUUGCAGAUGUUUUCCUUUAGACUAGAAUGGAACAUAAUUUAGAGGGAAAUAUAUUCCAUCUUCAGAUAUAAUUAUAUAAUACUAUUUGUGUUCUCUAUUUCUAAAUUA